CCCACUGAGAGAGAAUAAAAAUUUCGGUUUCUCCCACAGCUUGAUACGGAAUCAUCUGUUUGAUUUGCCAACCUAACCAUGCCUCCGUCCGCUUUAUAUGACGAUCCCACACUCUACAAGGCCUACGAAGGCCUUUCAUUAGGUGACCAAGUCCAUGUGCUCCACCCAGAAUGGACUGUUAUGAAAGACAUGGUCGGUAACGUUCAAGGCCUCAACGUAUUGGACUUGGGAUGUGGUUUCGGGUCGUUCUGUAGAUGGGCCAGCGAGCAGGGUGCUGCGCGUGUGCAGGGAGUUGACAACUCAGAGAAGAUGUUGAACAAGGCACAGGAGAUCAAUGGCGGGCCUGGCAUUACCUAUGAGCGCGCAGACCUAGGCCACAUCGUUCUCCCGCAAGAAAGCUUCGACGUCGCAUUCAGCUCCCUGACCUUCCACUACAUCGAGCAUCUAGGAGCCCUUGUCAAGCAGAUUCAUGGCAGCCUAAGACCCGGCGGCCGCCUCGUAUUCUCAGUUCAGCAUCCGAUUUGGACGGCACCAGACGGCGCAACGUGGCAAGAAACCAGCGAUGGCGAGACGUUCUGGCCUCUCCGGACAUACGCUGAGGAAGGACCUCGGAUCAGCAAGUGGAUUGCGAAUGGGGUGCAAAUCCACCACAGGACAAUCAACACGUUUUUCUCCAUCCUCCGCAACACCGAGUUUCAGAUAGUGGACGCUGCGGAAUGGAUGAUGGAACCUGGCUCACUCCCAUCCGGCCAUCAGGACUACGGCAAAGAAGCGCAUCGACCUUUCUGGUUCAUCAUCAGCGCGAAGAAGAAGUGAUUAAUGACACGACAGGGUUAGGAACUGCUCUAUGCUCUUGGAAAUAUCUGGGUGUUACACUAUCCAAUUUCAAUCAGACAGGCU
This is a messenger RNA of Aspergillus versicolor CBS 583.65, 900 nucleotides long. RefSeq names its product class I SAM-dependent methyltransferase. The coding region runs from base 79 to 816 and encodes 245 amino acids. Gene Ontology annotation, molecular function: S-adenosylmethionine-dependent methyltransferase activity. The record is from RefSeq and is a predicted model, not a curated record. The transcript has a single exon. Lineage: Eukaryota; Fungi; Ascomycota; Eurotiomycetes; Eurotiales; Aspergillaceae.